Cryphonectria parasitica EP155 is the source of this 1158-nucleotide messenger RNA. RefSeq lists its product as uncharacterized. The coding region runs from base 1 to 1158 and encodes 385 amino acids. The record is from RefSeq and is a predicted model, not a curated record. Gene Ontology annotation, cellular component: cytosol; cytoplasm. Gene Ontology annotation, molecular function: hydrolase activity; carboxy-lyase activity. Gene Ontology annotation, biological process: secondary metabolic process. Lineage: Eukaryota; Fungi; Ascomycota; Sordariomycetes; Diaporthales; Cryphonectriaceae. The transcript has a single exon.
AUGGCUCAGCCCUCCUCUGCCACCACCCCAAAAGUGGUGGAUAUCCACACCCACAUGUACCCUCCCUUCUAUGUCGAUAUCCUCUCCUCCAGGUCCACGAUUCCUCUGGUACUGAACUUCCCCAGCUCCCCAAACCCGCGCCUCAUUCUUCUCGAGGCCGAGGUGCCGUCACUGGCCGGCGCUGAGUCCUCUGCGACCGCCAGGCCACCAGGGAGACCACUCACCAAGCACUACUCCUCCCUCGACCAGAAGAUCCACUUCAUGGACACUCACCACAUUGACAUCUCCGUCAUCUCCCUCGCCAACCCGUGGCUGGACUUUCUGAGCCCUACCGAGUCCGGUCCCGCCGCCGAGUCCGUCAACGCCGAGUUCAGCUCCAUGUGCGCCGCCCACCCAGGCCGCCUCUACUUCUUCGGUGCCCUGCCCUUGACCGCCCCUCUCGCCACUGUCCAGGCCGCCGUGACCCGCCUGACCACCCUUCCUUACUGCCGCGGUGUGAUACUCGGUACCUCGGGCCUAGGAAAAGGGCUGGACGACCCAGCCCUGUUGCCUGUGCUCGAAGCCCUCGCCGCCGCGGGGCUCACCGUCUUCCUGCACCCGCACUACGGCCUGCCCAACGAGGUCUGGGGUCCCCGCGCCGCUGCCGAGUAUGGCCAUGUGCUCCCGCUCGCCCUGGGGUUCCCCAUGGAGACCACCAUCGCUGUGGCGCGCAUGUACCUGGCCGGCGUGUUCGACGCUGUUCCUGCCCUUCGCAUGAUCCUCGCCCACAGCGGUGGCACCCUGCCGUUCCUGGCCGGGCGGAUCGAGAGCUGUGUCCGGCACGACGGGCAGCUCGUGGGGGAAGGGAAGGUGGCUGCCGGGCGGCGGACGGUGUGGGACGUGCUGCGGAGUCAGGUCUAUCUGGACGCUGUCAUCUACUCCGAGGUGGGGCUCAAGGCUGCGAUCGAGGCGAGCGGUGGCGCCGACAGGCUCAUGUUCGGGACAGACCACCCGUUCUUCCCGCCAGUGGGGGGCAGCGAAGGCGACGAGGACGGCGAGUGGGAGAGCGUGGCUUUAAACGCCGAGGCGGUGACCAAGGCGCUGGGGGAGGGCUCGGAGGAGGCCACGGGUGUGAUGGGCGCAAAUGCUGUGAGGGUGCUGAAGUUGUAUGGGAAGUGA